Phragmites australis (common reed) is the source of this 1453-nucleotide messenger RNA. RefSeq lists its product as uncharacterized. The transcript has a single exon. The coding region runs from base 288 to 1115 and encodes 275 amino acids. The record is from RefSeq and is a predicted model, not a curated record. Lineage: Eukaryota; Viridiplantae; Streptophyta; Magnoliopsida; Poales; Poaceae.
AAUCCUCUAACAUACUACGCGUCAGCUAACAGACCCAGUCUCUCAUAUGUUAACAGGCGUGCAGUAGCUGAAGUCCAUCUUCUCACUCCUCUGAUCCUUUCCUUUCUCUUCCACCGUCACGGAAACCACACGCAUCCGCUCUCAAAAAAAGAAGAAAAAAAAAAUCACACGCAUCCAAAGGGCAAAAGCGAAGCAAGAAAAGGCAAUCGGAAUCUCAACUCCCGACUCGAUUACCACCUCAAGAAAAGCGCUUGCUCAUCUCCCAUUCCGUCUCGCCGUGGGCCGCCAUGAUCAUCAAGACCCUCAAGGCGCGCAUCCUUCGCGCUCUCAAGUCCCUUCCGGCCGCAUCCCCCGGCGCGGACUCCCCUCCGCCGUCCCCUACCAAGCCCGGAAUCCGCGGCGGCGGCGGAGGCGGAGGCGUCUCGUCCGUCCACGCCGACGCCUUCUCCGACGACGCGUCCUUCUUCGACGCCCACGAGGAGGAGGCGCCCACCAAGAACCACUCUGCGGAGCCGCUCGACGCGUGGGAGCUCGUCGACCAGGAUGGCCGCGCCGCGCCUGCGCCGGCGGAACCCGACCCCUGCCCCGACCCGCUGCUGGAUUUCCCCGUCAGGUGCCCGCCGGGCGGGGAGCGCGCCGUGGUGCUCUACUCCACCACGCUCCGCGGCGUGCGUCGGACGUUCGAGGACUGCAACGGCGUGCGCGCGCUGCUGGAGUGCCUCGCCGUCGCGUUCCAGGAGCGCGACGUGUCCAUGGACAGGGGCCUCCGGGACGAGCUGUGGGGGCUCACGGGCGAGAAGGCCGUGCCUCCGCGGCUCUUCGUGCGCGGCCACGACGUCGGCGGCGCGGCGCAGGUGCUCGCGCUCCACGAGGAGGGGCGCCUCGUGUCCCUGCUGUCGUUGCCAAACGCGGGGAACGACGACAAGAAGCAGCAGCAGCGCGCCGCCGGAGCCGGCUGCUGCAAGAAGAAAUGCGAGGCGUGCGGGGGGCUCAGGUUCGUGGUCUGCAGCGAGUGCGACGGGAGCCGUAAGGUGUUCGACGGCGAGCGUGGCCGCGGCGCACGGUGCCGCGUGUGCAACGAGAACGGCCUCGUCAUGUGCCCGCUUUGCUUGUAGCUGAUUGAGCUCAAGUAAUUAGUGCUCAAUUACCUUCUACUCUUCUACUACCAAUUACUGCUGCUGCUUAAUUUUAAUCUUUCUUUCAUUAGUUUCUACUAGUUGAUGUGUGUUGACAGUUUCUUUCAUUAGUUUCUGCUGCUUCUGCUGCUUGGUGCUUGAACUCGGAUCCUCUGACUAAUGUUUGUGCAGUAAAAUAAGUCUAGCGCUACAGUAGUCUAUAUUAAUUAAUCAUCUAAGAUUUAUUACUACUGUAGAUCUUCUACAGGUGGCUUGUCAUGUACAUACUUGUUGAAUUUGAACACUGUGUGAUGUAUAUGGAAUGAGACUACAAGUGA